Alternaria atra is the source of this 2028-nucleotide messenger RNA. RefSeq lists its product as uncharacterized. Gene Ontology annotation, molecular function: ubiquitin conjugating enzyme activity. Bases 1 to 2028 code for a protein of 675 amino acids. The record is from RefSeq and is a predicted model, not a curated record. The transcript has 5 exons. NCBI's taxonomy places the organism in Eukaryota, Fungi, Ascomycota, Dothideomycetes, Pleosporales, Pleosporaceae.
AUGAGUUCUACAGCAAAUACGGUCGUGUUCGACACCUACAGCGACUUCGUCAGUUAUCUUCAGGGAAGAAAAUGCCCAAUAUGCAACAUUAGCUUCAUCCAGAGCAGUAAAGACUCGGAAACAUUGUUCAAGAAUUGGCUGGGCGGAGCAGCAAUCGGCUCCCUAGUCAAGUGUAGCAAAUGCUCGAAAUCUACGUUCAUAGCAUGCUUCGACAAGGGUGGUCCGCCGAGAGAGACGUUGCUCAACGGUGGCCAGAACAAAGUGAGCUGGUGUUGUAGCCGCGGACGACUCUUCACCAUCUUUGUUAUGCUUUGCGGCUUUGACGAGAAGUAUUGUGAAGACAAGCGUAAUGAGGUCUCUGUUGGGAACCAGCGUCGAUCUGUCACUACCGGAAGCGGUGUCGGUUACACAAGCGCAGUACCAAUGCGUCAUGUCAUGUUCGACCGGGCUCAGGCAAGAGAUCCCAAGAAGACGACUGCCGAGACCGCUGAGAAGAGCUCAGAUCGAUUCGACCAGAUGAUAUUGUCUUUCCUGGCGGUCUUCUCUUUCGGUGUCCAGCCUCCGAGGGCAGUCGCAUCGAUGCUAGUCAACAGUAAGAUUCUAGCCAAGGCAGCGGAGUUGUUGAGGAACGAUAGUCUGGAAAAUGCGACGCAAAGAAAAUAUCUCUACAUGGCGUUGAUCAGCUUCUUGAAAAGAGUCGGGGUCCACGAAGUAUCGAAAAAGGAGGUGAUGUAUGAGGAGCGCGUCAGUCGACCGAAUACUGUUAAUUUGUUAUCUCUUUCUUUCGGGGGUUCACUUUCCGCCACUGAAGCGGAAAACACUGCGUCUCCGCUCGCGGAGUGUCUCGGAAAACUGAACAUCCAAAGUGACAUGAUGAUGCAGAACGCGCAACGACUUAAGCAUGAGUUUAAGGAUCAGCGUGGCCAGGACAUGUUGUGGUUAUGUCGAGAAAUCUCUGACUUGUCAUCCUACUUGAGGAUCGAGCAGUGGUGGACUCAGAACAAUAUUGCAAGUACCACCCAAGUCCCAGACCAUGGCAUCGUCGAAGUGCCGGAUAAAGUUAUUGGGGCAACAUACAUGUUGAUGGGUCCCGCGCAGGCAUUGACCCAGUCACCACCGGGACGUAUCAUGCACCUAAUAACAGAGAUCACUUCGCUUAAGACGUGUCUGUCUUCCGGCAUCUACGUGAAGCAUGCCAUGUCCCGACCAGACAUGAUGAAAUGCCUCAUAAUUGGGCCGGAGGGUACGCCGUACGAAAACGGUCUUUUCGAGUUUGACCUCUUCUGCCCGCGUGAGUAUCCUCGUGUACCUCCUAAAGUAGCGUUCAGACAGCCUAGAGGCUGUUUUCAAAGCUUCAAUCCGAAUUUACACUUGGAUGGAAAAGUGUGUCUGCCGCUCCUCGGAACGUGGAAAAGCGGUGUCAAGGGCGAGGAAUGGCAACCUGGUGUGUCUACCAUCUUGCAAGUACUCAUCAGUAUCCAAGCCAUGGUCCUCUGCGAUAACCCUGAAUACAACGAGCCGGAAUUCGAGAUGUAUUAUGGACAAGGCAACGCCAGUGGCCCUUCUAAAUUUACACAGGCUGUGCGUAGCCUUACCAUUGGAUACGGCAUCACGCAAUGGGCAGAAAAUCCCCCCACUCUCUGGAAAGAAAUUGUAGAAAACCAUUUGCGCAAGACAGGAGACAAGAUUCUGAGCACGGCAGAGCAAUGGGCCAGGGAGAGCCAUCAAUCAAGCAGAAGGCCACAUGACGCAUCGCUCUUGGUCAUGAGAGAUAUGCGUGGGACUUAUGGUGCUACAGGUGUCGAUACCACACAGCGCCUGCCUCAGCUACAGAAGGCACUGAAGAAUUAUGGUGCCACUCAUGUUAUCCAAGACAUGGAAGACAUAAUUCGUCGAGAGCAGGUAGGUAGCGGCGAAGCUGGAUAUGGAACCCAAGUGCCGCCUUAUGGUCGUGGAAACCGGUUUCAUGGAGCUGGUGGUAUGGGAGAUUAUGGGGGUCAUGGAUUUGGAUUCGGACGCGGAUUCUAA